AUGAAGAGUUUCACACUAAUACUCGUUCUCGCCGCCGUCACUUUUGCUUCUGCUACACUGCAAAGUAGAUCCGACAUCACAAAUUCUCGGUUACAAAGUAGAUCUAGUGGAGGCGUUUGCGCAAGUGGACAGUUUCUGUGUCAAGAUAAUGAUGGCAAAUGCUGUCCCAAUGGCACUCAGUGUAUUGCCAAGAAAAGGUGUUCGGAUGGUAAUGAUCGCUUUGACACUCUAGAUGAUAAUAAUAAUAAUGAUUCUAAUUCUCCCAAUGGAAGUGGAAAUAAUGGUGAACUUGGCACUAGCGGUUCUUCCAGUAUUGUUAAAACUCAAACAACUCAGUUGCAAUUAUUCACCACGUUUUUGACAACGACUACCACUAUCUCAAUUAUCUGUCUGUUUAUGUACAACUGA
Paraglomus brasilianum is the source of this 408-nucleotide messenger RNA. Lineage: Eukaryota; Fungi; Glomeromycota; Glomeromycetes; Paraglomerales; Paraglomeraceae. The record is from the annotation of a GenBank genome assembly.